Stegodyphus dumicola is the source of this 390-nucleotide messenger RNA. RefSeq names its product putative oxidoreductase ZK1290.5. The record is from RefSeq and is a predicted model, not a curated record. NCBI's taxonomy places the organism in Eukaryota, Metazoa, Arthropoda, Arachnida, Araneae, Eresidae.
CUGAGUGGUAUACCCCAAGAUGAUAUCUUUUUAACAUCAAAAUUGUGGUGUACUGAUUAUGGUUCUUCAUCUACUAAAAAAGCAUUUCAGGGCUCUUUGAAACGGCUUGGAGUUGACUAUUUAGAUCUUUUCAUGCUUCAUUGGCCUUUAUGCCCAUCAUCCUGUAUCAAUAGAGCGAAAACUUUAGAAGAGACAUGGCGAGAAUUGGAGCUCUUAUAUGAUGAAGGUCUUUGUCGGGCAAUUGGUGUGAGCAAUUAUGACAUUGCUGAUUUAGAAAAGUUAUUGGAUACUGCUUCUGUGACUCCUCAUGUAAACCAAGUUGAAUUUCAUCCCUUUCAGAACCCCACUGAAUUACAAAACUAUUGUCAAGAGCAUAAAAUUCAAAUGGAG